UUUUCAUUCAUAACCAAGUCCUCUCAUCCAUUCUAUACACCUAGCCACCUCUUCCCAUAUAAUUAGUCAUUUUCUCCUUUUUUUCAUUCAUAUGGAUAAACUCAUAUUCAAUUUUUGCAUUGCAUACUUUCUCUUUUUUUCUCUCUUCUUUGUGAAUGCCAAAUUAUCAUGCAAUCAAACACCAUACCCUCAUGUGUGUAACCAUUACAUUGGAACCCCUAAUACACUAUCAACCCUACAUUCUUCUUCCUUUCAUGACACUGCAAUUAAGGUUAGCAUGGACCAAGCUAUUGAAGCAUACAAACUUGUCUCAAUCAUGGAUUUGAAUAAUUUCAAAGACAAUAGAGCCAAGUCAGCAUGGGAAGAUUGUGUAGAGCUUUAUGAGGAUACAAUUUAUCAACUUAAUCGCUCCAUAAACUCAAACAAUUUAAAUGACAAAUUAACUUGGCAAAGUGCUUCCAUUACCAAUCAUCAAACUUGUCUAAAUGGUUUCAUUGAUUUCAACCUUCCCUCUCACUUAAAUUACUUCCCUUCCAUCUUAACCAACUUUACUAAAUUGCUUAGCAAUUCCUUGUCCAUUACCAACACUCUAGCUUCUUCGAUGCCGUCUUCAUUAUCGUCCUCCUCGUUGUCAAGCACAAAACGAAAUGGUGGGAGAAGGUUGUUAUCAGAUGGAUUUCCACAUUGGCUUUCAGGUUCAGAUAGAAAGCUUCUGCAGACGACACCAAGUGCUGAUAUUGUGGUGGCACAAGAUGGAAGUGGAAACUAUAAGACAAUCUCAGAGGGCAUAGCAGCUGCUAAGGGAAGUGGAAAAGGAAGAGUUGUGAUUCAUGUGAAAACAGGUGUAUAUAAAGAGAACAUUGAUAUAAAGAAGACAGUGAAGAAUAUAAUGAUAUUUGGAGAUGGAAUGGAUUCCACCAUUGUUACCGCUAAUCAUAACGCAGAAGAUGGUUCUACUACUUUCCGCUCAGCUACUUUUGCUGUUAUGGGAGAUGGUUUCAUAGCAAAAGAUAUGACCUUCGAGAAUACUGCCGGACCACAAAAACACCAAGCGGUGGCUCUCCGUUCCGGCGCCGAUCACUCCGUUUUCUACCGAUGUUCCUUCAAAGGCUAUCAGGACACUCUAUACGUCUAUGCCAACCGUCAAUUCUACCGUGACUGUAACAUCUACGGAACAGUUGAUUUCAUCUUUGGUAACGCUGUUACCGUCCUUCAAAACUGCAACAUCUUAGUUAGAAAACCUAUGGGCAACCAACAGAACACCGUAACGGCACAGGGAAGAACAGAUCCAAACGAGAAUACCGGAAUAGUGAUCCAUAACUGCCGUGUAACCGCUGCUGGUGAUUUGAAAGCAUCUCAAAAUUCAGUGAAAAGUUAUCUAGGAAGACCGUGGCAGAAGUAUUCAAGAACGGUUGUAAUGAAAAGUAACAUUGACGGUGUUAUAAACUCACAAGGUUGGGCUCCAUGGAGUGGUGGUUUUGCCUUGAGCACACUUUAUUAUGCAGAAUAUAUGAAUAUUGGUGAUGGUGCUAAUACUAAUGGGAGAGUAAAUUGGUCUGGUUUUCAUGUAAUUACAAAUCCUUCGGAAGCAGUUAAAUAUUCGGUUGGUAAUUUCUUGGCUGGCGAGUCAUGGAUUUCUGGAAGUGGUGUGCCGUUUGAUGGAGGACUGUGAAAGAGAGUGAUUGAUGAUCAUGUAUAGUGGAGAAGAAGAGUCUUCAAAUUGAUGAUAUUUUGUUUAGUAUAAAAAGGGGAUGGUGAAAGCAUGGUGAGUGAGUGAGUGGUGACAAUUAUUGUGAUGUAGUUUUCGUUUGUACAAAGGUUAUGAAAAGAUGCUGUACUUUGUCUGGCUAUAGAUGUCUCUUGUCUCAAAAGAGUCAACUAUAGGAACAAUACAUAUGGAUUAAGAUAAGUCGUUAGUUAUUACAUUUAGUUUCAAUAAGAAAAAAAAAUUGUCUUAAGUUAGUUUCUUCCUCUUUGAUUACUACUUAAUUUGUAGCUUAUUUUGUAUAUGCACCGAUUCGUAUAUGUAUAAAAGUUCUUCUACUUUAUUAAAGUAAA
Lathyrus oleraceus (garden pea) is the source of this 2058-nucleotide messenger RNA. Its product is annotated as pectinesterase. The transcript has 2 exons. The record is from RefSeq and is a predicted model, not a curated record. NCBI's taxonomy places the organism in Eukaryota, Viridiplantae, Streptophyta, Magnoliopsida, Fabales, Fabaceae. Bases 92 to 1672 code for a protein of 526 amino acids. Gene Ontology annotation, molecular function: pectinesterase activity; enzyme inhibitor activity. Gene Ontology annotation, biological process: cell wall modification.